Messenger RNA from Paramecium primaurelia, 1180 nucleotides. NCBI's taxonomy places the organism in Eukaryota, Ciliophora, Oligohymenophorea, Peniculida, Parameciidae. The record is from the annotation of a GenBank genome assembly.
AUGAAUGAAGAUUAGACAAAGAUAGAGAUCGAAGAAGAUUCAAAUAGUCUUGUCCCUAUCUUAUUGAUUUUGCUAUUAUUAAUUAUCUAAUUCAUUUAACGCUGGUCUAAGAAACCUUAAAUAUAAAAAUAAUACUUAGUUGAAAAUGAUGAACAUGAAUUACAAGAAAAUUUGUUAAAUAAAGAUCAAUAAAAAAAAUAAGAUAAUUAGUGUUAAAAAAAUAAUUAUUCCGUAUUCAAUGAAAAAUAGAAUAAUUAGAAUGAAAUUUUUCUAAAAUUUAAAGAACUUUAAGAAUAAAUAAAAGUUUAAUAUGAACCUUAAAUUUAUAACUAAAUUUAGAAACCCUAGUAAUUAAUUUGCAAUAAUUCAAUAAAUAAAAUAAUGGAAAUUUAUUAAAACUCUUCUUAAUUACGUUUUGUAGAAGAUGAAUAUAAAUAUUAUAUUAGACAAUUUUAGGAGAAAUCAGAUCUAAAAAGAAAUUAUGGCCUUACAUUUUAAGCAAGUUUAAAGUUAUACAAAUAUUGUAAUGCAUUUAGAGAAGUGAGAGGAGAUGGAAAUUGUUUUUAUACUGCUUUUGGAUAUUAAUUCUUAUGUAUUUUAUUAUUUGAAUAUACAUUUGAUUAAUUUUAAGAAUUCAUAGAUAAAAUUAGAAAAAGUGAUUUACCUAUGAAAAUAUUUGUUACUUGCAAAGAUUUGAAGAUUGAUGAUAAAUAAUUAGAAAAAUAACUAUUAGAAGAAUUUUUAAAUAGAUUAACUAAAUUAAAAUAAAUUGAUGAUAUAACUUAAAGAUAAGAUUCAUUUAAUACUUAAUUUGCUGCUUAUGAAAAAUAAUCAGAAGAAAUUGAUGGUUGUUUAUAUGGACUAUCAACCAUAUUUUUUAGAAAUUAUUCUAAUUACAUUGUUGAUUUGAGCAUUAAUAAAGAUGCAGUUUUUGAUAGAGACAAUUUAUUCAAAUGGGAAGAAGAAUGCAAUAGCAAUGAAGUUGUUAUUGCUGAAUUAGCUAAGCAAUUAAAUGUGUAAUUAUAUAUUAUUUAUUAUAAGAUUUGUUUAGUUAAUAUUUUUUUAAGAUAAAGACAAUUUUGUAGUUAAUGAAUAUGAAAAAGACAAGCAACAUAAAAUUAUCUUAUUAAUAAAGCCUGGACAUUAUAAUAUUGGCUACUUAAAAAAAGAUUAAUAAUGA